This is a messenger RNA of Botrytis fragariae, 423 nucleotides long. RefSeq lists its product as uncharacterized. The coding region runs from base 1 to 423 and encodes 140 amino acids. Lineage: Eukaryota; Fungi; Ascomycota; Leotiomycetes; Helotiales; Sclerotiniaceae. The record is from RefSeq and is a predicted model, not a curated record. The transcript has 2 exons.
AUGCUAUUCCUUCAACCCGUCAACCUUCCAAAUCCUGUUUACCGCGAUAUAGCUUCGAGCCUGGUCAUACUUAGGAGAAACCCUGUAUCCUCGUGCUCUACGCCGCAAUACCACCCACACCUACAGUUGACUCCAUUUUCCCAAUAUGUCGACGAACCAUUCUUAAAAUCAUCCCUGACAGCUGAAGGUUCCACGUUUUUCCCUUGUCUAACAUCUCAUCAACACCCACACUUUUUGGUCAUUCUCAUUAUACCCAUGCAUACUAUCGUACCGAUAGCUCGUUUCGUUUCGUCUUGCGCCUUCAGCUCCUUCGCGCGAUGUGUCUCAAUUGAAGAUAAUUCUCCACAAACGGCACGCACGGGUAAUGGUUAUCGAUCAAUAGAGAAAUCCCAUAUCUGCCAAUUCAAACGUACAACAUAUUGA